Messenger RNA from Chara braunii, 915 nucleotides. NCBI's taxonomy places the organism in Eukaryota, Viridiplantae, Streptophyta, Charophyceae, Charales, Characeae. The record is from the annotation of a GenBank genome assembly.
GACGGGAUCUUUCUCGUGCCGUCGCCACGACACGAGUCCAUUACCGGCUGCAUCAGUAAUUAACGGGGAGGGGGAAGGGAAGUCGAUACAUGGCAGCAUGGCGGGGUGGAGGGUUUAUGGGCAGCAGGGGCAGGAGACUUUCCAUUCCAGAUACAGUCUCCGGGAGUUCCUGGUAACGAACAAUGCGAUGGAAACAGGGGAAUCAAUUGCCAGUGAGAGGGAGGAACGCGAGAUAGUCGGGGUAGAGGGUGGUAAAGGUUCGGAAGAGCGCCGCGCGAAAUCGAUCGCGAUCUUCGCAUGUGGGGAUGGUCCCCGUUAUCAGGCAAUAAACCUCAAUCAUAUUGUGGCCUCGCCACGCGGCAUUGAAAAGCAAGACAUGGAGGCAAAAGGCCGGGACGACGCACCGGAGGGAGGGAUGGGGAUGCACAACGAUAGCGAGGCGAGCGGCGUAGAAGUGGCGGAAGGUACUGCGGGGGAACGAAUUGGAGGGGAACGUGACGGGGGUGGUGAGCUGGCGAAGGGUGAAGUAGUCAAGGGGACGGCGACGAAGACCGAUCGCCCGUAUCGGUACGUCGGCGAACUGGGGGAUGGGUUGGGGAGGAGGGGGAUCGGCUUCGUCGCCGUGCCGAUGGGGCCGGAGUCGUGGCCACGAGGUUGCCAUCUUCAGGUCGGGGCGGCUCCGGAUCUCGGUUUGGGUCAUUGCAGAUCUACAGACUCGCCGCACUUGCGAGUUCAAACUCCGUCUUCCCAGCCGCGAUCUCUUCUCUUUUACGGGCUGCCUCGGGAUCUUCCGCCUCUGUUCCUGUGCGCAGCGCUUCUUCUGGCACGGCUUCCCACUCCGAUCUAGCGGAUUCUUCCUCGUGCCCUUCUUCUCCUUCGUCGUCUUCUUCUUCUUCUUCUCUUGGCUCCCCCUCG